Molecule: messenger RNA, 2404 nt
Organism: Lepidothrix coronata (blue-crowned manakin)
Lineage: Eukaryota; Metazoa; Chordata; Aves; Passeriformes; Pipridae
Gene: BUD13
Product: BUD13 homolog
Exons: 12
Coding region: 10-1272 (420 amino acids)
Biological process (GO): mRNA splicing, via spliceosome
Cellular component (GO): U2-type spliceosomal complex; RES complex
Molecular function (GO): RNA binding
Source: RefSeq, a predicted model, not a curated record
GCGGCCGCGAUGGCGGCGCCGGGGGUGUCCAAGGCCGAGUACCUGCAGCGGUACCUGAGCGGCCCCGCCGCGCCCGCCCAGCCCCGCCGCCGCCGCAAGAAGAGACCGCCGGGCGGCACCGGCAGAGCCGGGAUGCGGAUCGUGGAUGACGACGUGAGCUGGAACAGCAUCGCCGCCGCCCCGCAGAAGGAGGAGGAGGAGGACGACGAAGCGGACAUGCCUGUGGUGGCAGAGUUCAUUGAUGAACGUCCUGAUGAGGUGAAGCUCAUGGAGGAAUUCCGAACAAACUCCAAGUGGAAGCUUUUGGGAGGUGACCAGAACGAAGAUUCCCAGAGUUCAGAUGUUUCGGGACCUGCCAAGUCUGCCACGAGGUGGCAACGCCACGACUCCCCGGACCCUUUGCCACCGAGGGGGGAACACAACGGCUCCCUGGACCCCUCUGCCCCCAGGCGUCGCCGCCACGACACCCCGGAGCUGUCGCCUCCCAGGAAGCAGUGUCACGACACCCCUGAUCCAUCCCCUCGGAGAGACAAGCCCGGCUCACCCAGUCUGAGGAAGAGCCGAACAAAAGGACGGAGCUCUCCAGCUGGGAAGGGCCAGCAUAGGUCACGGAGUCCCCUGGACCACUCCCCACACCGCCAGGACACCAGGGGAUCUCCCAGGAAGGCAAACACGAUGUCAUCUGGGGUCAGAGCUGGCUUGGUGUCAGCAGAGGUGCUGCAGAAGGAGAAGCAGGAGCUCCAGAAGCCAGACAAAAGCAUGAAGCACCUGGAAGAGGAAUCCCGGAAUGCCAAGACGGUGUUCCGAGACAAGUCCGGGCGCAAGAGGAACCUGGCACAGGAGCAGCUGGAGCAGAGGCUGAAGGCUGAAGCAGAGGCCAAGAGAGAAGAGCAAUAUGCCAAGUGGGGAAAAGGGCUGGCACAGGAGAGGCAGCAGCAGCAGAACGUGGAAGAUGCCAUCAAAGAGAUGCAGAAGCCCUUGGCCCGUUACAUCGAUGACCAGGAUCUGGAUCGAAUGCUGAGGGAGCAAGAGAGGGAAGGAGACCCCAUGGCUGCCCUCAUCAAAAAAAGGAAGGCCAAGGAGAACAAGGAGAAAGAAAAACCCAGGUACAAGGGACCAGCACCUCCACUCAACAGGUUUAACAUCUGGCCCGGGCAUCGCUGGGACGGUGUGGACAGGUCCAACGGGUUCGAGCAGCAGCGCUUUGCCCGGAUUGCCAACAAGAAGGCAGUGCAGGAACUCGCCUACAAGUGGAGUGUUGAGGACAUGUAGGUGAGACAAGAACUGUGCAGAGCUCCUGGAGUGAUCCCCUGGACAUCACCUGCUGCCAAAGCUGUGAGGAAUGGCCUGCUCUCCCUGGAACAAGCCCUGUCCUUGGCAUCCAGUAUCCCAGGGGACCAUCUUCCAAGAGGCAAGGCUGGAUUCCCUGUCAACCAGGGACAAGCUCAGAGACUUGCAGGGGCCACUGCCUGCAGGAGCCCCCAGGUUUCUGUGGAAGACACUGGUUUCUGGUCCCUUUAGAUGUCUUCUAACAAACUCUUUUGUUCUAUGCCAAAUGGUUUGACCUCUGAGGGUGGUUCCCAAGCCUCAGGUGUCCUAAAUCUCAGGUGAAAAUAUGCUGAACAUUUGGUCACGAGGGAGUUACACUCAUGCAGUAGGUUGGUCUGGUCCAGAACUCACAUUAAGUUUAGCUUCUGAACUUCUGCUGAGUUUGUGUAGUUAUCAUGCCUUGUAGAUCCCAGAGUCACCAAAGUGCAGUGAAGUUCAAACUCAGCUUCUCUUGGUCCUGUCCAAGCAGGAAAGUGAGCAGGGAAUGCUCUGGCACUAGAAGAGCGACCUGCAUUGGGCAGCAGGAUCUUCUGGAGUGCCAGCAACUCUUUGGGGGGGUCCAUUUCUUGUGGAAGUAAAAGUAUGGAGAGUGGUUAAAUUGCCUCCCUUAUAUUUUGGAGCAGCUGGUUCCCCCAGACCCUUCUGGACAGUGCUGAUCUCAGCACUUCCCCCACGCUGCUGCCUGGGGCUCUGGUGUGAAGUGCAACAACCCCUCCCCUGUGAUCAGAUUUGUCAGUCUCAGAGCUGGAGGCCGGGCAGAGCUUCCCUUAAUCCCUGCGUGCCAGAAAGCACUCGUGGAAAUAAAUACAGUUGUUCUUGUUGAGGUGCUGGGGAGCAGGGAUGGAAUGCAGGCAGCAGUUUCCAUGGAGAUGCCUUGGCUGCAGCAGUGGGCAGGGGCAGGGCAGGACUGCUUCUCCAGCGUUAGGAGGGCUGUGGGUGGGAGAGAUAAUGGCAAAAUCUGCCCUGGAAUGCCAGACUCUUGGGACUUCCCAGUUUUUUAUCCCUGUGUAACGUUUCUAGCAGUCCUGGAAUUGGUGUGUACACCUGUAAAUAACACCUUUCUUUUUUUACGUGA